AUGUGUUGCUCCUCAUUCCUAGGAGAUCGACCUGGAAUGCUGUGCAGCUUCAAGAUAUCCACUGCCUGGUCCUGUGCUUGGUGCCUGAAUCCCCAAGCAGACAACUGCUUCAGCACAGGACUGACACGACGAGUUCUUGUGACCAAUGUAGUGACAGGGCAUCGACAGACAUUUGGAACCAGUAGCGAUGUAUUGGCACAACAGUUUGCCACGCAGACCCCAAUGCUGUACAAUGGCUGCCGUUCAGGUGAGAUUUUUAGCAUUGAUGUGCGUCAGCGCAACCGAAAAGGCCAGAGCUGGAAAGCGGUUCGUCUUUUCCACGACUCAGCCGUUACAUCUAUUCGCCUUCUGGAGGCUGAACAUUACCUUAUGGCAGCAGAUAUGGCUGGCAAGAUAAAACUGUGGGACCUGAGAACAGUGAAGUGUGUGAAACAGUACAAAGGUCAUCACAACGAAUAUGCUAUUCUCCCUUUGCAUGUAAAUGAGGAGGAAGGACUUCUUACAGCAGUUGGUCAGGAUUGCUAUACCAGAAUUUGGAGUCUCCAAGAUGCCCAUCUGCUUAGAACCAUCCCUUCUCCCCACCCAUCCUCCAAAGAUGCCAUUCCCAGUGUGGUGUUUUCUUCCAGACUUGGGGGUAGCCGAGGAAUUCCUGGCUUGCUCAUGGCUGUUAAACAGGAUCUCUACCACUUCUCCUAUAGCUGACACAAUAUUCUUCUCAGACCUGGUCUACAAAGCUGCCAGCCUAUACCUGACGUCAAAAUUUUUGCAUUGGUCUCCAUGCUGUUGAGUCACUAGGUGCUGCUCUUGCAUCUGCUUUACCCAUGAAAUUCUGAACCUCCUUCAGCAGGUUCAGCAAAUCUUUCUGUAUGUGAUCUCAGACAUCUUGUAAAUAAAGCUGAAUGCUGGUUA
Leptosomus discolor (cuckoo roller) is the source of this 909-nucleotide messenger RNA. NCBI's taxonomy places the organism in Eukaryota, Metazoa, Chordata, Aves, Leptosomiformes, Leptosomidae. The record is from RefSeq and is a predicted model, not a curated record.